AAUGCGCAUGCGCGGGCAGCAAACGACCAGUGGCGCUGCAGGAUGGAAACACCGGCUGUGUAGUCCAUAGACAUUAUAAUAUAAAUAUGUCUAUGGUUCAUUCUGCGUCUACCGACUGAUAGUUUCCGGAUUCGUUCAGGUUCGUGCAUUCAUCGUACACGUUAAUAUCCUAAACACAGAGUUUAUCUGCGGCUGGACGUUUCUGUCGGCUUGUUCAGAUGACGCAGCAUGAGACGUCGAGGCUAAAAGCUGCUAGCUGACAAUCAGAACACUUGCUGCGGGAUGACAGGCUUCCUGCUCCUUUAGAAGGACCGUCCCCCCCCCCCCCUCCGUGGCGACAUGUGUGAUCCCCGCUGAGGACGCGCCGUGUUCCGUCAGGCCCGGCUCGACAUGGGGAAAGGCUGUAAGGUGGUGGUGUGUGGCCAGGCGGCGGUAGGCAAAACAGCCAUCCUGGAGCAGCUGCUCUACGGAAACCACUCUGUAGGCUCAGAGUCCAGCGAGACGCAGGAGGACGUGUACGUGGCCUCGGUGGAAACGGACCGAGGUGUGAAGGAGCAGCUGAGGCUGUACGACACCAAAGGCCUCCAGGAUACGCAAGACCUCCCCAAGCACUACUACUCGGUGGCAGAUGGCUUUGUGCUGGUUUACAGCGUCGACAGCCUGGACUCCUUCAAGAGAGUCGACUUCCUGAAGAAGGAAAUUGACAAGUCCAGAGACAAGAAAGAGGUGACCAUCAUCGUCCUGGGCAACAAGAGCGACCUGGCGGAGCUCCGUCAGGUGGAGCAGGAGGCGGCGCAGCAGUGGGCGCGGUGCGAGAAGGUCAAGCUGUGGGAGGUGAGCGUCCGAGAACGCAACUCGCUCAUCGAGCCCUUCAUCCAGCUGACCAGCCGGCUCACGCAGCCGCAGAGCAAGUCGGCCUUCCCCCUGCCUGGACGCAAAAGCAAAGGCACCGCAUCCAACGACAUCUGAAAGACCCCCCCCCCCCCCAGCGUCUGACAACAACCUGAACGCCACUUACCCAGUUCAAGCCCACCUCCACAGCGCUAAGCAUCUCUGUAGUUGGUUAGAACAGAGGAUGGAGCAGCAGCUUCCUGGAGUCUGCCCCUCACACCGAGAUUGCUGCAAUAAAACCUGUAGUGCAAUAUGUGAACUGAUGUUAAAUACUAGCGUGUAGAUUUCUGAUUUCUGUUCAGCUUAGAAGCAACUCCCUCUCGCUGUAUGUGUGAGGCUAAAGAAGAGCUUUGGAUCCCAGAGACUGAUGGUGGUGAUCCAGGCCACGUGUGAAACGUGGGGAAAAUGACAGUUCAUGCACAAGUUGUUCCGUUUCACUUUGCUCGGUACGAUAGAUGUAUAACUUAAUGAGUCGUUGCCAUGCUCAGUUUACACUCCCACAAUAAGCUGGAUGCAGUUAAGGCCAUCAGCAUCAUUUCAGCAGCCAUGGUGCUCUCUGCUGCCCCCUGCUGUUUCCAGCCCUGCCGUCAGAAUCCAUCAGCUGAACCACCCACAGACUUCAUAAAGGAAGCCCCCAGUUGCUGAUAUUCAGCAGAGCUGGCAACCCUGGAGCUGACUACUGGCCUGAAACGCCAGGCGAGGCUGGGGUUGAGAUGUGACUGAACAACUAGAACAUCUGGGCCAUCGCCUACUGAGCUUAGGGUACCUUGAUGCUUCUGCUUCGGCCAAGCCCAGCUAGGUGGGAGCUGCUGGUGGGAUGCUGACAUUUGAUGAACCCCUCCAUGGUGUUAGCGUGUGACUUAAAAGCCACGAUGUACAGCGUGAUCUAGUUGUUUUUAACCUAUAUUACAGCAAUGCUAACUUAAUUAUUGUUACUUUGAUCGUGAGACAGACUUCAUCAAACAUGUAAUAAACAGCAGUUGUUCAUCCCCAGUGGUGCCCAUUAGGCUGCUGGUAUGGUAGAGCAGGUCUAGUUAUGAGCUGGUUAGUUAGUCUGGCUGCCCGCUCAGGUCACCAACCGUCCCUUUAAAACAGCGUUACAGGUGGCGCCAUUUGGAACUAAAAGUCUUUUUCUUGUAAGAAAGGAGAGCGUUAGCCACCUGUUUUCAGCAGCAACAUGUGGGGGAGGGAUCGUACUGCUCCGCCCCAGGCUUCAGCUGGAGAUGCGUCCAGUCCAGGGUCUCCGAGGGGCCCUGAAGCACAGGAGCAGUCUGAUAAGGGGUCUCUGGUAUAACCCGUCACUCCUGGGUCCGUGUCUGGCAGCAGUAAUCGUCCUGGUCCUCCAGAUGAAUGACUGCAGGGUGGGUCUGUUUUCCAGCCUGUGGAAUGGGAUGGGGCCGCUACCUGAAGCAGCCUGGUAAACCAUCUGGUUGUAGAAAUAAUCGGUGUUGAGAGGAAACGUUUAUUUUCUAACUCAUUUAUUUUUGUCACUUUAAUGAGCCACGCUCCCCGACUUGUGCGGAUGACGGCGGGCUGUUGCUGACGUUUAAUGUGCUGCUAGGACACAGACGGUGACAGACGGUGAGGACGAAUAAAGAGAUGACCAGACCCAAA
Messenger RNA from Fundulus heteroclitus (mummichog), 2505 nucleotides. RefSeq names its product NFKB inhibitor interacting Ras-like 1 (gene nkiras1). Lineage: Eukaryota; Metazoa; Chordata; Actinopteri; Cyprinodontiformes; Fundulidae. The transcript is spliced from 3 exons. Gene Ontology annotation, biological process: canonical NF-kappaB signal transduction. The record is from RefSeq and is a predicted model, not a curated record. Bases 391 to 969 code for a protein of 192 amino acids. Gene Ontology annotation, molecular function: GTP binding; GTPase activity.